GGGUGAAAAGCGAGCUCAGAAACCAAGGAUUAAAGCCUCGCUGCCUAUUGGCUGGAAAAGUUCGCCGCUCUCCCCUGAUUGGCCGGCGGGGUUUUCGAAGGAGCCCUGGGUUCCAAUUUAAAGGCACUCUGUUUGCGCGUCCGCUUGCAAAGUGGAGUGGGUUGAAGUUCUGCCUCUGUGAGCCUUUCUGCAAGCAGAGACGCUCUCCUUUGCUAGUGCUGCCCGAAGUCGCCUCUGUAUAUCGAGAUACUUGACUCACUCCGGUUAGAAAGAAGUAGAACCAGGUGGGCUGAGGAAUGGAUCUGAGCUCAGGAAUCCAAAAGGUUUCAAUUAGUCAGCAACCAUCAGGAAGAGGCGCGCCUUGCUUAAGAUGCAGAGGAAUGUGCACUGGCUUUGAGCCACAUUUUUGGAGGAAAAUAUGCAAGUCAUGCAAAUGCAGCCAGGAAGAGCACAGCCUAAGCUCUGAUGCAGAAGAUGAUCGGAAAAUUGGCCGCCUGCUCUCUGAUUCGAAAUACUCCUCACUAACUGCCCGGGUGAAAGGAGGUGAUGGAGCCCGCAUCUAUAAAAGAAACCGCAUGAUUAUCACCAAUCCUAUAGUGUCUCGAAAAGAUCCAACUUUUGACACUGUUACAUACGAAUGGGCACCACCUGGACUGACACAGAAGUUGGCUACCCAGUACAUGGGACUGAUUUCCAAAGAAAUGCAGCCGGUGGCUGGCACAGAAGGUGCUUAUUAUCGUCGAAGGAGGUUGAUGAAACAACUUCCCAUUUAUGACCAGGAUCCUUCCUACUGCCAUGGCCUUGCAGAGAGUGAAAUUAAAUUGAUGGAAGACUUUGUGAAGAAAUAUAAAAAUGAUGUUCUUGGCGUUGGUGAGGUUGCACUGCCAGGCCAAGGGGGAGCCACCAAAGAAGAUGGGAAGCAGUCUGACAAAAACAUCACUGCAGGCAAGGAAGCCAUUUCCACCAAUGGAACCCUGAGUGAUGCACCCAAAGGGCAAGAACUAUUCUGUGACCUCUGCAAGCAACAAUUACCCAUGGAGCAUCCUGUGGUGUAUGCAGAUAGAGCAGGCUACAAUCGCCAGUGGCACCCAGCCUGCUUUGUAUGUUCCAAAUGCUCCGAACCACUUGUUGAUCUGAUUUACUUCUGGAACAGUGGGUCCAUCUGCUGUGGGCGCCAUUACUGUGAAACUAAAAAGCCACGCUGCGCAGCUUGUGAUGAGAUAAUAUUUUCUGAGGACUACCAGCAAGUUGAAGGCCUCGCCUUGCACAAACAACACUUCACCUGCCUGGAGUGUGAGACCUCAUUGUUCGGCAAACCAUUCAUCCUGGAUGGAACCAAAUUUCUGUGUACAACUUGCAGUAAAAACAAGCAACCUUGAACAACAUGUAAUUUCAAAUCCCAACUGGAUCAUUUGUCAGAUCAGAGUGGAAUCAAUGGGGUUGAAAUGGUGGGAUGGGGGAUUUAAGCAAAGAAAAUUACAGUGGAUGCUGUCUAGUAUGGUAUUUACAUUCACAUAACCAUGCAAAACAAGAUGAAAACAUGUAACAUAGUAGAAAAUGCAUUGUGAUAAAAUUAGAAAAUGGAAUAUUCUAGCUUUCCCCCCUAUAUAGACAUUAGUUAUAGCCAAAUGUACUGAAACCCAGGUCCUAGGAUGUUUGGUUUUUCAGCAACAACAUUUUACCAAGCAGCUAAUCCAGAAUGUCUAGAAGCACUGAGAGAGAAUUCUUCAUUUUGCUGUCAUGUUUACCCUACUUUACUUGUUAAAGCACUACAUUUGUAAAUUCAACCAUGACAUGAAGUAACACCAGCCAAAUUAGUGGCUUGAAAGGAUUGAUUGACAAGAAUGAGUGUUGCAGUGUUGAGUUUUCAGAAGGAAGUUAUAUUUUAUUAACACAUCAUUAUAGUUGGAAUGCAGGUUGUUACCCUGAAUAAUAUGCUAGAGAACUUGAAGAUGGAAUGACUAAAGCAGACUAAAUCAAAUACAUGUGUAUUGCAAGUACAGUAGUGAACAAAAAUCUCUAGAUAUAAGCAAAGCACAAGGUGUGGGUAGAAUAUUAGUUUUAGAAUAACUGGAUAGAUAGUUUGCAUUUAUGGAUUUUUCCCCAACUUAUCUCUUUCAUUUCUGGCAGAAAAUAGAUUUUAAUGUUCCAAUUUCAUACAUUUUAAGAUUGCAACUGCACAGCAGUUCUGUCAUCAAGAAUCACACAUAGGGAGUAAUUGAUAAGAGACCCACAUUUUCAUUCCUGGUCCUUCACUACUUUAAGUACAUACAGAAACAAAAGGAAAUUACAAUCUGAGGUUAACAUUCAACAUAAAUAGUUUGGGUAAGAACAUUCCUCCCAAAUCCACCUAAUGUAGCGGUGGCAAUGGGACUGGGUCUUAUGAGUUGUUAUAUGAAGUAAAGCAGGGCUGAAUAACAUAUGCUCCUUCAGAUUUCACUGUUGUCCAAAUACUAUCAGCACUAGGCUGCAUGCGAUGGAAAUUGCAUCCCAACAGCAUCUAGAGCAGUAGUUCUCAACCUGUGGAUCCACAGAUGUUUUGGCCUUCAACUCCCAGAAAUCCUAACAACUGGUAAACUGGCUGGGAUUUCUGGGAAUUGUAGGCCAAAACACCUAGGAACCCACAGGUUGAGAACCACUGAUCUAGAGCAAAGUAUAGAUUUUGCACUUAUUUCAACUAGUGUACUGUAUUAGAGAAAUGAACACUUUCAAAUCCUUCUGAUUUUUUAAUUUAGAACAUUCUGCUUAGUGUUUGUUAUUACCUCAAACCAGUGGUGGAGAUUGUGUAGUCAUCCAAAUGUUGUUGGACUAGAAAUCCUCUCAGGCCUAGCCCAGAUAGCCGGGGCACUGGAUAUCAUCAUGGAAAUUGUAAUCUAACCCCUGGAGCAAGAUGGACUUUCCCUUUAAUUGUAGAAAAUGUAUUAAUGGCUAUAAGGAACAAUGUUAAUUUCAUCAUAGGUAUAUCCUUGGAGUAAUUAACAAGACAGCAUUAUCUGUCAUAAUAGAGAUACUUGCAGAUAAUAAAUUCUUGUUCUUUCCUUUGGGAUUAGCAGCAAAUCUUACAUUGACUAUAUUUUUGUUGUGAAGGUGCUAUUUUAAUUAACACGAAAUGAAACCUCUUUGUAGCAGAUAGCCCACGUCUUCCUAACGUGGGAGUAAAUAUUUCAUUACUACUUCUCUGAACACUAUUUGGUUUGAUCAGCUAACAAUAAUAACUGCCUUUUUCAUAUAGUAGGAGCAAAAAUUGCUUGAGGUGAAGAACUGGAAACUGCAAUCUUCUUUUUAUUUUAAACUAAAUAGAUGCUUACAUUUUGUUUUCAAGCAUAUUAAUAAUGUGUCUGCUUUGAGAAUUAAUGAGGCUUGUUUAAUGUAGGAACUCCAUAUAGAAAUUUCAUCUAGCACAAUCAUCUCCAAUAAAUUCAGUAUUGGGGAACAACAUUUUAUGGAUAUAGUAGGACUGCACUUAAAUUUUAAUAUGAGGAAGCUCUUAUUCACAAUGAAACUCAAUGUACAUGUUAGAGCAUAAGUAUAUGUUUACUGAGUCCCUGGACAAUAAAAAAGCUGUAUUCCAGUUAUGUGAGCAUCAUAACAUGAGGGAUUAUUACAUUUAUAUUUGACAAUCCUAGCAAUUGUUAGAUAAGAUAUGAGAGUAAAUGUAACAGGAAUAUCUGUAUUUGAUUCAGAUUUAUUCAUUGUAGUAAUGCUUACACCUAAGAAAUUCUGGGUGAUUUGGCUGUCCGGCUAUUAUGAAUUUGCAGUUAUGAAACUGCUUUAUUAUUCACACACCCCAAAAACCUAUUAACAAUUAUAAUUAUGCAUUAUAAUUAACAAUUAUAAUUAUGCAUCUCCCAUUGGGGAGAUGGUGGCGGGGUAUAAAUAAAGUUUUAUUAUUAUUUUAUUAUUAAAAGACUGGAGCAGAAUUUUGUAACUCACUUUGUCAGUGGUAGUUGAUAUCGAAAUUGUGGUCUUUGAAGAAAUUCAUAGUUAAACUACACUUGUUGACACUCAACAGUAGUUAAGUUGUAUGUAAAAAGGGUGUUUUAUUAUAAUAAACUCUUUUGAUGGUGUACAAAUGAUAAUUAUUGUAAAAUCAAUGUAACACGCUGGCAUUUUCAAAAUCUGUAAAAGCCUGUUAUUAAAAUAAUGUCAAAACAA
Anolis carolinensis (green anole) is the source of this 4155-nucleotide messenger RNA. It is a transcript of the gene lmcd1, whose product is annotated as LIM and cysteine rich domains 1. Bases 297 to 1379 code for a protein of 360 amino acids. Gene Ontology annotation, molecular function: transcription corepressor activity; zinc ion binding. Gene Ontology annotation, cellular component: nucleus. The transcript has 6 exons. The record is from RefSeq and is a predicted model, not a curated record. Lineage: Eukaryota; Metazoa; Chordata; Lepidosauria; Squamata; Anolidae.